UGUCCGCGUUUUAGCGGGAGCUGCGGAAAAGAAGACGGCCACACUCCACUGUCAAAUAAUUUCUUAACUUAGUGGUUUUUGACUGAAAAAAAAGACUGAUUGCCAUGGAAGAAGUUCCAAUGGAGACCAACUCUCCGACCGAGUCCAGUUCUGAAGUCAACUUCAAUCCGGAGGAGGAGAAACCGCAGGAAAACCGAGCACCUGCCGGCGUUUGUUAUUGCGGGAAAGAACGGAAUCUCAACAUUGUUGAGCUACUUUGCGCCACUUGUUCCCGAUGGGUGCACGAGUCCUGUCUAUCCUACCAGUUGGGGAAGGGGAAAAUUCUGCCGUUCAUCACCAACUAUGUGUUCGUAUGCAAGAUCUGCUCUGCUUCUGGCACGGAGAGUUUCCGCAAGAGCCAGGCCACCAUUUCUCAGAUGUGCCACUGUGCCAUUGCCAAUAUGCAGCAGACAGCUGCCCGAGAGGGAAAGCGGCAAAUCCAAUUCAGUAAGGACAAGGAAAUCAUUCCGUACAUCGAGCAGUACUGGGAAGCCAUGACCACAAUGCCUCGAAGACUGACCCAGUCAUGGUAUAGCACUGUUCAACGCUCGCUUGUGAAAGAUGUGCAGACGCUGUUUACUUACGAGGAACACUCGGAGCAUGGCGCCAUGUAUGGCUUGAUCUUUCAAGACCUUCGCACCAUUAAGCCGAACUAUGAAAGCAUGAGCAAGAGUGGUGCUUUGAAAUUGACUGACGAUGGCUACACACAAACUCUCUCCAAGAACAAUAGACAGAAGCGCAAGUUCCCGGGCGCCGAUUCGGGUCCCACGGGAAAGAAGGGCCGCCCCAGCUCAGAUAUCACAGCCAAUGUGAAGUUGCCACCGCAUGGCUAUCCCCUGGAGCACCCAUUCAACAAGGACGGUUACAGGUAUAUAUUGGCAGAACCGGAUCCCCAUGCUCCGUUCCGCCAGGAGUUCGAUGAGAGCUCUGACUGGGCCGGCAAGCCCAUUCCGGGUUGGUUGUACCGGACGUUAGUGCCGCAUUCCGUGCUCCUAGCACUGCACGAUCGGGCACCGCAGCUGAAGAUCAGCGAAGAUAGAUUGGCUGUGACUGGAGAAAGAGGCUACUGCAUGGUCCGUGCCACACACUCUGUGAACCGUGGCUGCUGGUACUUUGAGAUCACCAUCGAGGAAAUGCCUGAGGGUGCAGCCACCCGUUUGGGAUGGGGCAGGGAAUACGGAAACUUGCAGGCCCCUCUUGGGUACGACAAGUUCGGCUACUCCUGGCGCUCGCGCAAGGGAACCAAGUUCACGGAGAGUCGUGGCAGGCACUACACCGAUGCCUAUGUUGAGGGGGACACCCUGGGAUUUCUUAUCCAUCUGCCUGAAGAGAAGGGCCGUGAUUAUUUGCCCAACACUUUUAAGGAUCGUCCACUGGUCAAGUUUAAGUCGCAUCUGUACUACGAGGACAAGGACAAAGUAAGCGAGACUCUCAAGAACAUGCAUAUUCUGUCGGGCAGUCGCAUCGAGUUCUUCAAGAACGGGCAGUCCCAGGGAGUGGCAUUCGAGGACAUUUAUGCCGGUAGCUACUUUCCUGCCAUUUCCAUCCACAAAAGUGCCACGGUCAGCGUAAACUUCGGCCCCGCUUUUAAAUAUCCCGAAGUUCUUGUUGAGAAAAAAGCCAAGGGGAUGCAUGAUCGCGUAGAGGAGCUAAUUACGGAGCAGUGCCUGGCUGACACCCUCUAUCUUACGGAGCAUGAUGGACGUCUGCGUCUCGACAAUAUGGGGGGUUAGAGGCUGAGUGGUUAAGGGUUAACAAUAAUAUAUUAUUAAAUUAGUUUUAAUAAUUGGAUAAAUGUAAGAUCCGGAGCUAAGCACGGAUUACCUAAGAAAUACAACAUAAACCUUA
Messenger RNA from Drosophila bipectinata, 1887 nucleotides. It is a transcript of the gene ash2, whose product is annotated as Set1/Ash2 histone methyltransferase complex subunit ash2. Gene Ontology annotation, molecular function: protein binding; transcription cis-regulatory region binding. The record is from RefSeq and is a predicted model, not a curated record. Gene Ontology annotation, cellular component: Set1C/COMPASS complex. NCBI's taxonomy places the organism in Eukaryota, Metazoa, Arthropoda, Insecta, Diptera, Drosophilidae.